Molecule: messenger RNA, 1521 nt
Organism: Dictyostelium purpureum
Lineage: Eukaryota; Evosea; Eumycetozoa; Dictyosteliales; Dictyosteliaceae
Exons: 2
Coding region: 1-1521 (506 amino acids)
Source: RefSeq, a predicted model, not a curated record
AUGAAUAAACUACUAUCAUCUCUAAUUAACUUUCGCGUAAAUGAAGAGUUAGAAAACAGCUAUAAUAUUAGAGAUAGAUUAUUAUAUAGAGUUUGGAAUAAUAUAUUUUUAAGAAAUGAAAUUCAUAAACAUAUUUUAAAGUUUAUUAAACAUAGUGUUGAAGAUCUUGAUAUAUCAGGUUAUAGCAAGUUUAAAGAUAAAUCAUAUAUAACAACACUUAACUGGCGUGGUGAUCCACUACCAGAUAAAGAUGAAUAUCCACCAUUUUUGACAAAUUUAUAUUUGCACGGUUCUUCUAUAAUGCUAACUCUAACAACUUUACCAAACACAAUUACUACACUCACAUUCGAUUAUUGUUUUAACCAAGUAAUUCCACCCGGCACAUUACCAAAUAGUCUCACAACACUCACAUUCGGUCAAGAUUUUGACCAAGUAGUUCUACCCGGCACAUUACCAAAUAAUCUCACAACACUCAAAUUCGGUAGUCGUUAUAAGCAUGUAGUUCUACCCGGCACAUUACCAAAUAGUCUCACAAAACUCACACUCGGUGAUUUAAUCAAAAUAGUUCGACCCAACACAUUACCAAAUAGUCUCACAACACUCAAAUUCGGUUAUUAUUUUAACAAAGCAAUUCUACCCUGCACAUUACCAAAUAGUCUCACAAAACUCACAUUCGGUGAUUGUUUUAAUCGAGCAAUUCUACCCGGCACAUUAUCAAAUAGUCUCACAACACUCACAUUCGGUCAUAAUUUUGACCAAGUAGUUCUACCCAACACAUUCCCAAAUAGUCUCACAACACUCAAAUUCGGUAGUCGUUAUAAGCAUGUAGUUCGACCCGGCACAUUACCAAAUAGUCUCACAAAACUCACAUUCGGUGAUUGUUUUAAUCAAGCAAUUCUACCCGGCACAUUACCAAAUAGUCUCACAACACUCACAUUCGGUCAAAAUUUUAACCAAGUAGUUCUACCCGGCACAUUACCAAAUAGUCUCACAACACUCACGUUCGGUUAUAAAUUUAACCAAGUAAUUCUACCCGGCACAUUACCAAAUAGUCUCACAACACUCACAUUCGGUCAAAAUUUUAACCAAGUAGUUCUAGCCGGCACAUUCGAUUAUUGUUUUAACCAAGUAAUUCUACCCGGCACAUUACCAAAUAGACUCACAUUCGGUCGUAGAUUUAACCAAGUAAUUCCACCUGGCACAUUACCAAAUAAUCUCACAACACUCACAUUCGGUGAUUGGUUUAACCAAGUAAUUCCACCUGGCACAUUACCAAAUAGUCUCACAACACUCACAUUCGGUCAAAAUUUUAACCAAGUAGUUCUACCCAACACAUUACCAAAUAGUCUCACAACACUCACACUCGGUGAUUUGUUUAAUCAAGUAAUUCCACCCGGCACAUUACCAAAUAGUCUCACAACACUCACGUUCGUUUAUUGUUUUAACCAAGUAGUUCUACCCGGCACAUUACCAAAUAGACUCACAACACUCACGUUCGUUUAUAAAUUUAACCAAGUAUAA